GCGAAGUUCUAAAUAGAAAAUGACGAUCAUUUGGUACCUUCCCGUGAUGUAGCUUCAGGUAAAAGUGGGCUGUUUGAAACAGCAAUUUGUGUUAAAAGUUGCCGCUCAAACAUCAAAGGUCCCAAGUAAAAAGUCCCCCCAAUUUUUUUUCUUCAGUUUCUUUCCUUUGCUUUUCUCUCUUUUAUUAAGCAUAAUGACAACAAUGGAUUAUUCGGCAAAUAACAAUAACUCUUCAUCGAGCCCCUUUCCUCUUCGACGACGAGGGUCCGUGCUCGGAUGGUCUGAGGGUUUGAGCGUAAUAUCACCCACGAUAUGUCAGGUCACGGCCUGGUAACGACUGUCCCACAUGAAGUAUCCAUCGUAAGAGGAGAUCCUGGUAUUUUAGGAUUGGCAGGGUUUGCCCUUAUCACCUUCUGUUUCUCGGUUUUCAACGUCGCCUUUCCAAAAGAAUCACCCAAUAUCUUGUUACCUGCAGCUCUUUUGUUUGGUGGAAUCCUGCAGAUUAUUUGUGGGCUGUUAAACUUUGGAAUUCCUGGUGGUACAUUUACGGCCACUGUUUUAUCGUCCUUUGGAGCAUUUUGGGCAGGCCAAGGUCUAUUGAUGAUACCUAGUCUUUCUACCAUUACUGGACUAUAUACUACGGAGAUGCUUGCUAAAGCGAAUGGCGUAUACAACUUAGCAUGGUCCCUCACUGCAUAUUGGUUUAUGUUUAUCUGUUUGCGACUCCAAAAAGGCAACUGGGUUCUUGUUUCUGCAUUGUUCUUCGUUGGAACCACAUUGCUCUUGCUCUGUAUAGCAAGCUUUUCCGAAGUGGUAGGGUGUCAACGAGCUGCAGGAGUUACUGGAUUGAUAGCGGCUGUACUUGCUUGGUGGAAGGCGACGGCCGAUCUUUUGAUCGAAGAAGGAGAAGUGAUUCCGACUGGCCGAUGGGAUCGUACUAUGGAGAAGAAAUCGGCACUUGAUACUGCUGUUUAGCAGCAGAUCGAUCAAAAAAAUAGUUGGUUAUAUCAUAAUUAUUUUAUAAUAAAGUCUUUUGUAUACAGAAAUGCUUGAAAUCUA
This is a messenger RNA of Umbelopsis ramanniana AG, 1059 nucleotides long. RefSeq lists its product as uncharacterized. The coding region runs from base 313 to 975 and encodes 220 amino acids. Gene Ontology annotation, molecular function: acetate transmembrane transporter activity. The record is from RefSeq and is a predicted model, not a curated record. Lineage: Eukaryota; Fungi; Mucoromycota; Umbelopsidomycetes; Umbelopsidales; Umbelopsidaceae. The transcript is spliced from 3 exons. Gene Ontology annotation, cellular component: plasma membrane.